AGGAUCAGCUGUUUCACUGUCAUUUUCGUGCGGAGAGCAGAUAACUAGAGUGCUCCAUUGUUUACAUUUUCUGGCUUCGUGAUUAAACAAAACUAAUAAACAAAAUGUUGAUUUAAAAUAUAGUUAUAAUAUUCUGAUUGGUUCAAAUCACUUACCGGGUGCAACAUGUUUUUGUUUUGGAACCGAUCAUCGGCGCGUAAUACGAAUUCAACAGCCCAACGGACACGGGCUGCCCUUGGUGAAGAUUUCGCUCGAAAAUUAGACGCGCUGCAUGAUGACGCCCUUCGGACCGGCUUGGUAACAACUUCGGAUCUGCAAGAAGCCUAUAGAAAAUCACGCGAGGCUGACCUCAAUCCCAAUAAAAUUAAUUUAUGGUAUGUGCUGGGAAUACUGACCUUCAUCAUGGUAUUAACGCCAUUAUUCUAUGAAGUGAUUACUUUCCUGUUGGGAGUACGUUGCUUUCUGCCCAAUAAUUAUAUUGUUUCAGAAGCAACACGUCCAAUAAGCGACUGUGGUUUUUGCAAAGACGUUUCAGGUCCAAAAAUUUUACAAAAUUUGACGCGAGAAAAAUUUGCACCAUAUGCCUAUUCCUCACAGCCGAUUAUAAUAAAAAAUGCAGUAGCACACUGGAAAGCUAAAACGGUGCUCAACUUUGAAUACCUUAAGGACUUGUAUGAACGCAUACCUGGUGCGGUGGAUGAACUAUGCCCCUUUCUGCAGUUUCGCUCUGAUUUCAAAUCUUUACGUGAUGUCUUUUCCAUGUCUAAAGCGCGCUCUAAUUUAAGUAACGGACAAGCGCCAUGGUAUGUUGGCUGGAGUAAUUGCCACCCAAUCGUUUUGGAAGAACUUCGCAAACUAUACCCACGUCCACAUUUUUUACCUAUCGACGCUGAAAUGCCAAAUACGGAUUAUAUAUUUAUCGGAUACGAGCAGGGCGAUUUCAUGCAUUUAGAUUAUAUUCCACGCCUCGUAUGGCAAGCUCAACUUCAGGGCAACAAGAGCUGGAUUGUAGCACCGACGCCAGAAUGUGAUCAUGUUUGCCAGUCAUUUUCUUUUUACGUAGAGCCAGGUGAUGCAGUGUUGGUCGAUACAAGAAUUUGGUAUCAUGGCAGUUCCAUCCCAAACAAAGGGCAAUUUGGAAUCACCAUUCAAUCAGAAUAUGGCUAGAUAUUAUUGAUAUGAAUUCGUAUUAACUUCAUUUACCUUUAAAAUCAUUU
Ceratitis capitata (Mediterranean fruit fly) is the source of this 1217-nucleotide messenger RNA. RefSeq lists its product as uncharacterized. NCBI's taxonomy places the organism in Eukaryota, Metazoa, Arthropoda, Insecta, Diptera, Tephritidae. Bases 166 to 1167 code for a protein of 333 amino acids. The record is from RefSeq and is a predicted model, not a curated record. The transcript is spliced from 5 exons.